Messenger RNA from Ixodes scapularis (black-legged tick), 1877 nucleotides. RefSeq names its product piggyBac transposable element-derived protein 4-like. The record is from RefSeq and is a predicted model, not a curated record. The transcript has 2 exons. Lineage: Eukaryota; Metazoa; Arthropoda; Arachnida; Ixodida; Ixodidae. Bases 91 to 1794 code for a protein of 567 amino acids.
CUUGUUCACAUCGACGCGUCACUCCCUCUGUUUCACGUGCCAUAAUAUAGAAAAUUGUUCUGCAAGUUGUUCUAUCAGCUCUCAAGAGGAAUGGAACUUGGGUCGAAGUCGUUCUAUGGUCGGAGAAGACACGAUGUCGUGAUUGAAGAUAUACCUUCAGACGAUGAAUCCGGAGAAUCUACCACGGAUGACGAAACCGAGAUAGAAGAAGGUGAUGCGGAACCAUCUGAGUCGGAAAGCUCGCAGGACUCUGACGAUGACCUCAUGGCGUGCACCACACCAACAAGUUCAUCGGCAAAGCGUUGGGUAAAAAAAGACUACAGGCCACAACUAAACGCAUGUGCUGAGGCAUCUGGCGUGCAAGACAGCUUGAAAAUUGAUGCUCAAGACAAGCGGCCGGCGGACGUCUUCCUGGAAUUAGUUCCUGAAGACUUCAUUGAGGACAUUGUCUUUCAGACGAACCUUUACGCAACGCAGACGGGGAAAGCUUUUUCCCCAACUAAUAAAGAAGAGAUAAAAACAUUUCUGGCCAUCAACAUGCUUAUGGGCAUAAAGAAGCUACCAAGCUACAGGGACUUCUGGUCAAGCCGCGAAUGCCUGAGAGACCCGUUUGUCUCACGGCAGAUGUCUAUGCGUCGGUUCGGGGCACUCUUGACGAGCAUCCACCUCAACGACAAUGCUGUUGCUCCUAACCGUGGAUCCCCGGGCUUCGACAAGCUCUACAAGGUGCGUCCACUGCUUGAUAAACUGGCGCAAACGUUUUUCACGAAUUAUUUUCCCUCCCAAAACCAGAGUAUCGACGAGUCUAUGAUUCGCUUCAAAGGGAGGUCUGCGCUGAAGCAAUAUAUGCCCAUGAAGCCCAUCAAGCGUGGCUACAAGGUGUGGACCCGUGCUGACGAGACGGGUUAUGUCUGCCAGUUCCAAAUCUAUGCGGGUAAGGCAGACAACCAAAGCAGCGAGCAAGGUCUAGGCGAGCGAGUUGUACGAGACCUCACCGAAUGCCUCAAAGGAAAAAACUAUCACGUCUAUUUCGAUAAUUAUUUCUCAUCCGUACCUCUGGUCGAACAUCUCACAAGCGUUCAGAUCUAUGCUACAGGAACUGUGCGAGCUAAUCGCAAGCAACUGCCCCAGCUCUGUACAGAUGCCGGUCUCAAAAGAGGGGACGUCGAUUGGAGGAUGUGUCCUGAUGACAAAAUGCUCGUUCUCAAGUGGAAAGACAAGAGAUGUGUCACAAUGAUAUCCAAUGCUCACACGCCUUCCGAAAUUAAAACCGUGAAGAGGAGGCUAAAAGACGGAGCUCAUGAAGACGUUCCCUGUCCACAAGUCAUCAUCGACUACAACCAACACAUGGGCUACGUCGAUAAGGCAGAUAUGCUGAAAUCGUAUUAUGAAGUGGAUCGCAAAAGUAAAAAAUGGUGGCAUAGAAUUUUUUUUCAUUUCAUGGAUGUGAGUGUUGUGAAUGCCCAUAUUUUGUUCAAGCAAAUUAUGGCGGGGGAGCGUGUUCCGCCGUUGAAAGAAUUCAAACUGCAGGUCGCGGAAGGACUCAUGGGUGCUCCAGACCUCAACCCGCAUAAAAAGCGAAAAGUCGAACUCCCUUCCUACAAGCCACACGUGCCACAAGACAUACGCUACAACAAGGUUAGCCAUCUCCCCAUCCACUCGACGUCGAGAAGGUGUGCGUUAUGCAGCACAAAAGAUAAUCCGUGCCGCACACGAUGGAUGUGCGAAGUGUGCAACGUUGGCCUUUGCCUGCAGGGAACCCGAAACUGCUUUCUUGGUUUCCAUCGAAAGUGAGGAACGGAAGUCUUUUCUCACUGAAACAACUAAGAACUACCGUUGUCAUAUAACAUGUUUUGUGUUUCUAAAGAGAGCUUCAC